AUGGCGUCAUUCCUCUCGCGGGCGGCGUCCAAUUCCCACGUCCAGUUUGCGACAACUGCCGUAGUAUCUGGCGCAGUGGUCGCGGGAACGAUUCUUGGAUACCAACGACUUCAGCGAGAGUCGCGCAUCAGCCACCUCAAACAUUCGAUACCCGAACUAGAGAACGACGAUACAGUACGGUCGCUUUUCAAGGCCUAUUCAUGUGUUCCCAGGCUUACUGACCGCAAAGCUGUGCAGAUAAAUGAUUUUGGCGGCGCCUCACCCUCCUCCUCGAAAGCAGACGAAGAAGACCGACGGAACGAAGAGCUCGCACGACGCGCACAGGCCGGCGACUUUGACGACGAGCUGAUCCUCGAGCAGCUGGCGCGCAAUAGGGUAUUUCUCGGGCCCGAGGGGCUGGAAAAGCUACGCAACGCUUUUGUCGUUGUCGUGGGCUGCGGUGGCGUGGGAUCGCAUGCCACUGCGGCGCUGGCCCGGUCGGGCGUGUCCAAGAUCCGGCUCGUCGACUUUGACCAGGUCACACUGAGCUCGCUCAACAGACAUGCAGUGGCUACGCUGGCGGAUGUAGGAACUGCCAAGGUUCUCUGUCUGCACAAACGGCUCAUUGCCAUUACACCGUGGACCAAGUUUGACCUGCGCCAGGAAAAGUACUGGGACGAAUCGGCCGACCGCUUGCUGCAGCCGUGGCAAGACAAUGAUCAGAAGCCAGACUUUGUUAUUGAUGCCAUUGACAACAUUGACACAAAGGUUUCGCUGCUCGAAUACUGCUACAAACACGACAUUCCAGUGAUCUCGGCCAUGGGUGCCGGCUGCAAGAGCGAUCCCACGAGGAUCAUGGUUGGCGACAUUAGCUCCAGCACAGACGAUAGACUCUCCCGAGCCACAAGACGACGAUUGAAGCUCAAGGGCAUCACCAAGGGCAUACCGACCGUUUUCUCUACAGAAAAAUCUGGAGAAGGCAAGGCCGAGCUCUUGCCAUUGCCCGAGGACGAAUUCACCAAGGGCUCAGUGGGAGAUCUCGGAGUGCUGCCAGACUUUAGAGUUCGUAUCUUGCCUGUACUGGGCACCAUGCCAGCUGUAUUUGGCUACACGGUAGCAAACCAUGUAAUUCUAUCGAUCACAGGAUACCCAUUGGAUUAUUCUCCAGCAAAGGGCCGAGACAAGAUGCACGAUGGUAUUCUUGCUGCUUUGCAGGGCAGUGAGGAGAAGAUUCUUCGACUCAUGACUCCGGGCCAUGACCCCAAUAUUGCCCUCGGCCUCAAGAUCCCAAUCACGAUGGGCGACGUGGCUUUCUUGACCGAAGAGGUUUUUAGAGGCAGGAGUGCCAUCACGGGACUAUCCACACGUCUUGCUCUUCUUAGGUGGCGCAAGCCUACAAAAUCUACAUUGAUCAGCAUUGGUGACCAAAAGUCCACUGAUGUCAAGCUGAGCGAUCUGGUCUGUAUGACCAAGGACGAGGCUGCGCGACACGAAAAGGAAAUUUUCAAGGGUGACAAGACAGUGGAGGAAAUCUACGACGCAGAGACGAUUGCAAAGGUUGAAGGACUUAUGAAGGAGGCGGCCAAGUAUGAGAAAUAUAGGUGA
Messenger RNA from Pestalotiopsis fici W106-1, 1584 nucleotides. RefSeq lists its product as uncharacterized. Lineage: Eukaryota; Fungi; Ascomycota; Sordariomycetes; Amphisphaeriales; Sporocadaceae. Gene Ontology annotation, molecular function: tRNA threonylcarbamoyladenosine dehydratase activity; ubiquitin-like modifier activating enzyme activity. The transcript has 3 exons. Gene Ontology annotation, cellular component: mitochondrial outer membrane. Gene Ontology annotation, biological process: cyclic threonylcarbamoyladenosine biosynthetic process. The record is from RefSeq and is a predicted model, not a curated record. The coding region runs from base 1 to 1584 and encodes 527 amino acids.